This is a messenger RNA of Rubroshorea leprosula, 1001 nucleotides long. The record is from the annotation of a GenBank genome assembly. NCBI's taxonomy places the organism in Eukaryota, Viridiplantae, Streptophyta, Magnoliopsida, Malvales, Dipterocarpaceae.
AACCCAUAUCUGGGUUCUCUCACAAACAUCAUCUUCUUCCUCCUUUCCUUUCCUUUCCUUGCUCAUCCUUCUUCCUUCUUCUUCUUAUUCUCUCUCUCUCUCUCUUCUCCUUUCUUCUUCCUCUUUCAAACCCAAAUCUAGGUUUUUCUCAAACCCAGAUUUGGGUUUCAUCACAUAACAUGGAAACUAAUCUCGAAUAUACUAAACAGCAAAGCUGAGAUCUCCUAAGCCAACUAACAAAAAGGAACAUAGAUUAAAAAGAGUAAAGAAUUUCUAGAAAAAAAGCAAUUCGAGCCAAAUCAGAUACAAGCCAAAGCCAAAUGCAGAUCUAAUCUCGAAAAUAAUCAACAUGAAAACCAUUUAAUCAACUCAGAAAAUACACAUAGAAAACACAAAAUAAGCAAAAGAACAAAACCAGAUCUAUACCCUCCUUUUCUUCUCCUUGAUCACUUUCCUCUCCCUCGCUUUCACCUACUUCUUCCUCUUCACUCUCUACUGUUGCUACAGUUGCAGCAAGGGUUGAAUAAUUCCUUCUAAAAUACCCAUCAUCCAUCGACGCCGAACCCAGGCAGCCCCAAGCAUCCCCAGGCGUCGAUGAGGGUGGACGUGGCCUCUUCAGACCAGCAAUCUUCACGAACAGGCAAGGGACGAGAAUUAGGGAUGGCAGAGGAGGUUGCGGCUAGUGCUAGUGUUGAUCCAAGAGUGGUGGCGCGGCUAAUGGGGCUAGAGUCAUUGCCGAAGAAGAACCGGGUUCUGAUAGGGAAGAGUCUAGAGAGAGAACCUAGAUCUGAAUUCUUAAGGGAGAACCCACAUAGAUCUGGAAGGGGAAAGAGGAAGAUGAAGAAAGGGGAGAGAGAAACAACAAGAAAAAGGUCGAAGGAGGAAGGAAAAAGAGGAAGAAGGGAUGGAAGAAGAGGAAGAAGGCUGGGAAAGAGAAAGAGCCGAAGGGAUGAAAGAGAAGAAUGAAGGAAGAAGAUGAACAAUAUAAUAUAUCAUAUUAU